AUGUAUUUGGAAAAAAAAAAAGAGGAAAUAUAUUUGGCAAAAGCAAUAUAUGCUUAUGGAAUAAAUUUGAAUGUGCAUAAUCCAUUUCUUUUAUUGGAUGAUAAUUCGAUUUUUUAUAGUAUAGGAACCAAUGGAGUAGUUCAUAAUAUUAUAGACAAAAGUCAAAGGUUUAUAUUAAGUGAUGAGAAUUGUUAUAGCAUUAUAUGCUUAAGUAUAAGUGACGAUAAAAAAUUAUUAGCAUUAGGAGAGAUAUCUAUUAAUAAACCAUUUAUAUGUAUAUUUACAAAUAAAUAUAAAUUCAUUAAAAAAUUAAUAUUAAAUAUAUCAGAUAAUGAAAGUAAAAUUAUGAAUAUAUCUUUUUCUUCAAAAAAUAAAUAUUUAUAUUGUAUAACUAAUGGAUUUACAAAAAGUUUAUUUUUAUGUUAUGAUUGGUUUUCUGGAAAAUUAAUUUUUAGUAAAAUUUUUCCUUUUUAUGAAUUUAAUAAAAAUUGUGAAAUUUUUUUGAAUAAUAAAAAUUCUUCUUAUAUAGGAUUAAUAUCAACUUUUGUAAAAAAUGAUUUGAAUAAUGAGACAAAUGAAGAUAAGUUAUUCGAUGGUGGAAAGGAAUUACCAGAUGUAGGAAUAGACAUAUGUAUGGGUUCUGGGGAAGUUAUCCAUAGUGAUAGUAGAUGUGAUAAUAACAUGAAUAAAGCUAGUCAUCAAUUAGGAAGAAACAUAUUUUUGUACCAUUAUACAAAUGAAAAUCUAACAGAAAUAAAAAUAAAAAAUAAAAAACUCGACAAAAUUAACAAUACCUAUACAUAUUGUUGUUGGAUAAAUGAUGGUAUUUUGUUACUAAUAAAUAAAGAAAAUUAUUUAAUUUUUUAUAAUAUAAAAAAAAAAUUAUUAAAAAUAUAUAAAGAUCAUAUAGCAAGUAGUGAAAUAUUAAAAGUGACAUGUUUAUCAAAUGGGUUUAUUUUAUAUGAUAGUAAUUAUAUAUAUUUUUAUGAAUGCUCUAAUGAUAAUGUUGAUGAUGGAUUAAACUAUUUAUUAAAAUAUUAUAUCCAUUUUAAUUACAAUAAUUUAUUCAACGAAUAUUCUUUGAUUUCAUCUUGUGAGCGAUUCAUUUAUUUUAUUGGCCAAGAUGGUCAUAUAAAAAAGUUAGACAUAAAAAGGGAUCAAAUAUGCCUUUCAAAUUCGAACGUGAAAAAUCCUCAUUUAGUGAAAUUUUCUAGAGGCCAAAAUCUCGAAAAGGGUUUGGAAAAAGGUGGUGAAAAAAAUGGCGAAAAAAGUAAAACCAAGAUUGAGAGUAUCGAAAAUAAUGAUAUUAUUGCAAGUGGAAAAUAUGAGACAUUAGGUUCUGAAUUGAUAAAGGAAAAAGAUGACGAAAAUUCUGAAUAUUUAGUUAAAUAUAGCACAAAAGAUGAGGGAAGAAAUAUAGAAACAGUAUUGAAUAAUAUAAGCUCAGCGAAAAUAAAUGACUUUGAUGUUUGCAUGAAAUGCCCAUUAAUAAUUUUGUGUUAUAAUGAUAAUACAAUAAAAAUAAUAAAUUAUAAAAAAAAAAAGUUAGUUAUUUCAAACUCAUUUAAUAAUGAACCAUUAAAAUUAUCUAUUCAUUGUUCUGGACAUUUAUUGUUAGUUUCUUUUACUGAUAGAUUAAGAUUAUUUCAUAUAUUAUAUAAUAAAUUAAAAAUAAAAAAAGAAUUGUUUUUAAAAAAUUGUUCAUGUUGUAAAUUUUCGAAUGGUGGGAACUUGAUGGCUGUUUCAAAAAUAUCAACAAUAUAUAUUUAUAAAACUUAUACAUAUAAUAUUUUAUUUGUUUUAAAAUCACAUGUUAAUUAUAUUACAGACAUAAUUUGGAGUCAUAAUGAUUUUACAAUAUUUUCGAUAGGAAAGGAUGGAUAUUUAUUUGAGUAUUCCUUAUAUAAUAAUGGAAAUAAAAAUAUAGAAAUAAUGCAUAAGGAUAAACAAUUUCUUAGCAUAGAUUUAGAAACAAUAGACACAUCAGGAAAUGUAGGAGAUGUAAACAAUCGAUUAAAUAAUUACAAUGAUAUGGAACAAAUUAAAUAUGAUAGUGAAUAUAAGAAUAAUAAAAAUUUAAAGACAAAUAAUGUUAAAUCUAUUUAUUUAUCUUGUAAUGAUAAAACUAUUAAACAAUUAUGUGAUUCAAAAAUAGAAUGUGUUUUAGAAUCUGAAUAUGAAAUUAAUAAGAUAUUAUUAUAUAAAAAUAUUUUUUUAAUUUGUUCAUAUUAUAAUGGUUUUUUUUCUAGAAUUCGAUUUUAUGUUUUACCAUUAUGUGGUAUUUAUUUAGAAAUUCCAUGUCAUAUUUCUAAUUGUGUAAAUUUAAAGUUAGAUUUUAAUAAAGAGUUGUUAUUUAGUUGCUCAAAAAAUGGAGAAGUAUAUAUUUUUUCAAUUGAACAAAUAGAAAACUGUAUAUUGUUUCCAAGAAAUUUAGCAUCAAUAAAUAAUAUAUCUUCUGAAAAAGUUAAACAAAUAACUAGUCAAGAUAAAAAGAGUUGUGAGGAAAGAGAAAUAAACGAUCAAAACAAAAACGAAAAUGAUAAUAAAUAUAAUGUAAAUACAUGCACAAAUAUUAGUAAGCUAGAAAACACAAUAACACUUAACGAUAAAUUAGAAGUCGGAUCAGAAAAAAUGAGUAUAUCGGAUUUAGCAAAAGAUAAAAAUUGUAAUUAUAACAACACAAAAAUUAUUAUUAUAGAAGAUAAUGAUAAAAACUUAAAUAAUAAUGGGAAAGACAAAAAUGAAGAAUCUCAAGAUAUAAAUAGUGAUGAUACUUUGGAUGGAAAUAGAGAAAUAAAUUACAGUUUUGCAAUAUACGAUUUGAAUAAUAAAAGUAAGUAUAUAUUUGAUGAUGUUGAAAAAGAGAGUAACGAUAUUUUGAUAGACUUUUGUUAUGUAGAAAAAAAAAAUAAUGAAUUGUUAGAUUUAGAAAAAAAGAUAAAAAAUUUAAAAAAUCAAAUGGAACUUGAAAUGAAAAAUAAAGAAUCUAUUUAUAAAAAUAUGAUAAAGAAAUUGAAAAAAGAAAAAGAUUUAGAAUUAAAAAACUUAAUGAAAAUAAAUAAAAAUAUAAUUAAAGAAAAAGAAAAGAUGGAAAAUAAAUGUAAAGAAUCAUUAUUCGAAUUAGAAGAAAAACAUAUAUAUUUUGUAAAUCAACUAAAUUCACAAUUUUAUUUAACUAAUAAAAUAUGUGAAGAAAAAUUUUUAAAAAUUGAAGAGGAAUUUGAUUUAUAUAAAAAAAAUACCACUUUAGAACUUUUAGAAUUAAAAAAAGAACACGAAAUAAAAAUGAAUUUACUAAUACAAGAAAAAAACGAUGAAAUACAAAAAAAAGACGAGUGUCUACAAAAAAGCGAAGAGAAAUAUGAACAAAUGAAAAAAGAAAAGGAUCAAUAUAUCAAAGAAAUAGAAGAUGAUGUAGAUGAAGAAAUCCUUUUAUUAACUAAGAAGUAUGAAGAAGAAAUUGAUAAUCUAAAAAAAGAUAAGUAUGAUUUGUUAGGAAAAUUUAAGUUGCAUGAAUAUAUAGAAAACGAACUCAAUGAGGGUAUCAAUCUCGAAAAAGAUAAAUUCUUAAAAAAAUGUAUAAUGAUAAAGCGAAUGGAGGAGAACAUUGAAAGCCUAAAGCUCGAUAUAAAGAAUCUGAACGAUAAUAUUAAAUCCAAGGAUACAGAAAUUGAUGGUAAAAACAAAGAAAUUGAUAAUUUAAAGAAAAGAAAUAGAGAAUUUGAAAAACUUAAAAUAGUUUUAUCCCAAAAAAUUAAAGACUUGGAAUCGACUUUAUCGCCAAAAGAUUCAGAAAUAAAAGUGAUGAAGGAUAAAAUCGAUGAAAUGUCAAAAUGUUUUGAAAAUAAUCAUAAAAAAACUAUUAACUUACAAAUAGAAAUAAAUGAGCAUAAAAUGAAAAUAAAAUCAUUACAUGAUGAUGUAUUAAAUUAUAAUAAAAGAAUUGGGAACUAUGAAAAAAUUUUAAAAAAUUUGCAAGAUCAUAUCAAAGAAUGCUAUUUGCAUUUACAUGAUAAAAAAAUAUUUAAUUCAUCAUUUUUAAAUCUUUACAAUAAAUUUCACAAAAUUAAUGAUGUUCAAAACUAUGAUACGAAAAAUGUUUUUUCAGAGUAUAUUAGACAAAAGGAGUAUUUAGAAAAUAUGAUACAAGUAUUAAAAGAUAAAUUGGAAAAAGAAACGGAAGCUUAUAGAAUAGAAAAAAUUAAAAUGAUGAAUGAAAAUUCGUUAUUACUAAAAGAAAUAAAUGAUUUAAAAAUGGAUUUAAACUUUUUAAAAUCCGAAUUUCAUGAUGCAAAACUUAAAAACCGAAAAAAUCGUUUUUAA
Messenger RNA from Plasmodium berghei ANKA, 4323 nucleotides. RefSeq names its product WD repeat-containing protein 65, putative. Gene Ontology annotation, molecular function: protein binding. NCBI's taxonomy places the organism in Eukaryota, Apicomplexa, Aconoidasida, Haemosporida, Plasmodiidae. The transcript is spliced from 2 exons. Bases 1 to 4323 code for a protein of 1440 amino acids. The record is from RefSeq and is a predicted model, not a curated record.